Molecule: messenger RNA, 950 nt
Organism: Hevea brasiliensis (rubber tree)
Lineage: Eukaryota; Viridiplantae; Streptophyta; Magnoliopsida; Malpighiales; Euphorbiaceae
Product: germin-like protein subfamily 2 member 4
Exons: 2
Coding region: 131-787 (218 amino acids)
Biological process (GO): plasmodesmata-mediated intercellular transport; regulation of root development
Cellular component (GO): cell wall; plasmodesma
Molecular function (GO): manganese ion binding
Source: RefSeq, a predicted model, not a curated record
UCAUGGACGAACUAUAUAAUGCGAAGCAGAGCUAUUCCUUCCCUAUCCAGACCACAACUUUUCUUCUGUUCCUUUAUGUCAUAGACUUUUUCCUGUCUCCUUACUAGCCGUACUUCUCUUUUCAACAAGCAUGGCAGCAGCUCUUUUCACAUAUUUAUUCUUCUUUGCUUCCAUCUCUACAACCCUUGCUUAUGAUCCUGACAUGCUUCAAGAUCUAUGCGUGGCUGAUAAAUCUUCAGGUGUUAAAUUGAAUGGAUUUCCGUGCAAGGCUGAGGCAAAUAUUUCAGAAGCUGAUUUUUUCUUUGCCGGUAUAGCAAAGCCAGGAGUUGUCAACAGUUCAGUGGGAUCACUAGUUACAGGCGCUAAUGUUGAGAAAAUUCCAGGCCUCAACACUCUAGGAGUGUCGCUGGCCCGCAUUGACUAUGCUCCUGAUGGUCUGAACCCACCACACACGCACCCACGCGCCACCGAAAUUAUCUUUGUGCUUGAAGGGGAAUUGGACGUAGGAUUCAUCACCACUGCCAACAAGCUGAUUUCUAAAACUGUAAAAAAAGGAGAAAUCUUUGUGUUCCCUAGAGGUCUGGUUCACUUCCAGAAGAAUAAUGGUGACAAGGCAGCCUCAGUGAUUUCAGCUUUCAAUAGUCAGUUGCCUGGAACCCAAUCCAUUGCCUUGACAUUGUUUACAUCAACUCCAGCAGUGCCAGACAAUGUUUUAACUAAAGCUUUCCAAGUUGGUACCAAGGAGAUUGAAAAGAUCAAAUCCAAGCUUGCCCCCAAGAAGUCCUGAUGAUUUUAUUCCUUUCUUGCAAAAAUUUUCAUGCCUAAUAGUAUUGAAUUUAUGUAAGCGGACAUACAGAUUUUUAUGUUUCUUUAUCAACUCAAUAACGGAAUUGAAUAUAAACGGAUACUUGUAAUCAUCUCAUAAUAAAGUGAAAUAAUUCUUCAAAAAA